Magnolia sinica is the source of this 1669-nucleotide messenger RNA. RefSeq lists its product as uncharacterized. Gene Ontology annotation, molecular function: 3-beta-hydroxy-Delta5-steroid dehydrogenase (NAD+) activity. The record is from RefSeq and is a predicted model, not a curated record. Gene Ontology annotation, biological process: steroid biosynthetic process. The transcript has 5 exons. NCBI's taxonomy places the organism in Eukaryota, Viridiplantae, Streptophyta, Magnoliopsida, Magnoliales, Magnoliaceae. The coding region runs from base 108 to 1547 and encodes 479 amino acids.
GGCUCUCGGUCUGCUCAAGGCAGUCAAACUGUCGUCUUCUUCUCCGCGUCUCUGCACUCUCACUCACUUUGCGAGGAUCGAAAUAAAUAAUAGUUUGAAAGUAGAAAAUGCAUCUGAGCGAGAAUGAAGGCAUAGAGGGAAAUAUUUUCGUGGUGACCGGCGGAGCUGGCUUUGUAGGUGCUGCCCUCUGCUUAGCGCUUGUAAGACGGGGAGCUCAGGAGGUUCGGUCUCUCGACCCUCGGAAAUCCUCUCCAUGGAUUCUCGAUCACCAGAAGAACGGUGUCAAAUGUAUCCAAGGAGAUGUGAACCGGAAAAAGGACGUCGAAAGAGCUCUACGUGGGGCAAAUUGUGUUUUCCACCUUGCUGCAUAUGGCAUGUCGGGGAAGGAAAUGCUCCAGGUUGGGCGCGUUGAUGAGGUGAAUAUAAAUGGAACCUGCAAUGUGUUGGAUGCAUGCCAUGAGUUUGGGAUUAAGAGGCUUGUCUAUGUGAGCACAUAUAACGUGGUGUUUGGGGGAAAGGAGAUUGUGAAUGGUAAUGAAGCAUUGCAGUAUUUUCCUAUUGAUGACCAUGUUGAUCCGUAUGGCCGCAGUAAAUCUGUUGCUGAGCAGUUAGUUCUUAAGAGCAACGGUCGCCCUUCCAAACAAAAGAAUGGAGCCCGUCUUUAUACUUGUGCAAUUCGUCCAGCUGCUAUAUAUGGACCAGGUGAAGAGAGGCACCUUCCAAGGAUAAUCUCUCUUGCAAAGAUGGGUUUGUCGGCAUUCAAAAUAGGUGAUGCGCAUGUGAAGACAGAUUGGGUUUAUGUGGAUAACCUUGUACUGGCUCUAAUAUUGGCUAGCAUGGGACUUUUGGACAAUAUUCCUGGUAAAGAAGGACGACCUAUAGCUGCUGGGCAGCCAUAUUUCAUAUCCGAUGGGUCACCCAUCAAUACAUUUGAAUUUCUCCGCCCACUACUCCAAAGCCUAGAAUAUGACAUGCCAAAGGCUACACUAGAUGUCCCAUCUGCGCUUCUCCUUGCACGGAUCUUCUGGGGCAUCUAUACAAUGCUAUAUCCGUGGUUAAAUCGCCCAUGGCUUCCACAACCAUUGAUCCUUCCUGCUGAAGUAUACAAGGUUGGUGUCACCCAUUACUUCUCUUUCUUGAAAGCAAAGGAAGAACUUGGCUACAUACCUAUGGUCAGUCCUCAUGAAGGGAUGGCAGCAACAAUCUCCUACUGGCAGGAAAAGAAGAGGAAGAUGAUAGAUGGGCCGACAAUAUAUGCGUGGCUCUUUUGUGUGAUUGGGAUGUGUCUGUUGUUCUACACAGCUUUCUUGCCUGUCUUCGGACCUUUGGAGUGGGUAAGGACCCUUGGCCUGUUUUUAUUCCGCUCAUCAGAAGUGCUCCAAACAGUUUUCAUUUUAGCAGUAGCUGCACAUGUUAUUGAGGCUGUCUAUGCCUGGCACCUUUCCAAGAGGGUAGAUCCGGAGAAUAGUAAAGGAUGGUUUUGGCAGACUUUGGUUCUUGGCUUCUUCUCGCUGCGUUUCCUGCUGAAAAGGGCCGGCAGGAGCUGAGGUGUCUCUCUUCUUACUGAAAUCAAUGGAGAGGAUCUUAAGCUCAUGUUUACCUGUGUUCUUAAAUCAAUGAUAAAAGAAGAAAAAAUAAAUAAAUAAAGUUCUAACAUCAGGAUUUCUGU